AUACCAUGACACCGGUGACACGCGCGGAGCACCUCACUUCCUACAUCGACGCAUAGGCACAGGAUAUCAGCGCCUUAGGUCUUCUGCACAGAAUGGAGUUAGACUUGACUCCUGCUCCGGGCGAUCAGCCCACCACGCCCCUCGCUUUCCCACUCUUAUCGCUCGUAAACGUGGCACGCAAUGAGCACGGUCUACGCACCCACGACUUCAAGACUUACCGGCGUUUUUGCACCACCAAAGUGCACCGCCUUAGGUCCGGCCUAAAGAUUACUCAUGCCGAUGAGGCGCAUGCGCCAAAGUCUGACUCUGCUGCUCAACAGGGAAAGAGUCGACCUGCAAAGAAUGCUGGCAAGGGCAGGAAGAAGCCGCGUCAGCAACCAAAGGAGGCGCGUCCCAAUGUCUUCACCAAGAAAUCCAUCAGCUUAAGCAAAGUGGUGGAUAGCAGGCCACUUCAGCUGCUGCUGUUCGAAGCGGAGCGAUCGUGGGCUUUCGUGCAAGACUUGCGCACAGACGACGAUCACUCCUCUCGUCAGCUCGCAACGCACGCCAGAAGGGCGCUGUCGUGGCUUCGUGAUCUCGAGCAACUCGCAGGGGCGCUGGCAUCUCGCAUCGAUGUGCGAGGAAGAGGACAAGUGGCUGCAUACAUUGCAAACCAGCGAGGCAGCUUAGCCUUUGACCGCGAAGAUUAUCCAGCAGCUUUAAGGAAGCUCAGCGUAGCCCGCAAGAUUUACGCGGCUCUAGCAAAUGCCGCGGUCGACUCCAAGAUGGAAGCGCUGGACAACGCUUGGAUCGAUUCAUCGGAAGCUCAAAUUCGCUUCUGCGCGUACUCUCUGGAACUGGGCGAAGGAACGCCAGACGAACUUGCCGAUGCUGCCGCACCUCCUGAGGUCUGUGCGGAGGAAGCCGCAAACUUUGAGAAUCUGAUGUCCGAACUGACGCAGCUUGGGUCCCAGCAAAAGCCGCGCGCUGCUUUCACAUUGUCGUGGAGAGGCGAAGCGAUACCAGUCCGCAACCCUCAACUGAUCGACGCUCUCGCUCGCGUUAGCUCUGCAGAAAUUUUGCUCGACGAUGCUGUAAAUGCGCAGCGAGACGUCGAAGCCGCACCCGCGAAUCGUAGCCGGAAGGAUGGCUACAAGCGCGAGCGUCUUACUUCAGCCCAACGAACCGCCAAGAAGAGAGCUUCAGUGGCAGGUGCACCGAACGUGAAUGGUGCGGUCACGGGUUCAGCUUCUGGUGCAAAUGCCUCUUCUAGUGUGUCCAAAUCUGGUGGAAGAACCGAGCUGGAUCCAUACGACCAAGCCCUGGGUGCUUUGUCCGACGCCGAGGCUCUAGCGCGCAGUUUGGUCGAAGAUAACGCUGCUGCUCUCGCCAAGUCGCACAGCGCACGCUAUCAAGCCGUCGGAGCGGAUCUUCGCAGGGCUCAUGAGUGGCUCUCCUUCCGCCUGCAAAGCGUGCGAGUGCGAAGGAACACGCAUUUGAUUCAUGAAGUUGUAGCCAAAGCGGCGCAGCGAGACAAGCGUGCCAGCGAGUUGCUUGAGAAGCGCCUAGCUAGCGGUGUGGUCUCCCGCAAGAAGAGCAGACGAUCAACGACCAAAUCGAGUGAGCGCCGAGCGAAGAAACCUGCCAAGCCUCAACGUGCUGGGUUGCAACCUAAAACACCACGCACCACUCCACGAACGUCCAAACGUAGACCUGCUAAGAGCGGCACCAAACGAGCACGACGGGCACGUCUACAGGCGAAGGAAGAAAGAGCGCGCGACAUCAAUGCGGCUCAACAGCACCGUCGUCAGGCCCGCGUCAUCCCCGGUGUUGCUAAGCUGCUCGACGGAUCUGAGGCGAGCCUUCAGACUGCUGCUGCUCUCAAUCUUGUGGAAAGUCACCCGGAUAUAAGCUCUUUGGUGGACGCAAAGAUUGCUUGGUACAGAGCAGAAAUCUUCCGCGUUCUAGCGAGCGCUUUCAAGCUAGCCGAAAGAUACGACCACGCUUUGUUGCUGCUUUCGCGAGCCAGUCUCUCGCUCAGACAAGCUAGGGCAGCUGAUGAACUAGUAGAGGACCACGGAAAAGAGGAUGCCGAAGUGCCUCCUCGACUCAGCGAAGAGACGUUUGAGAAGACCAACAAGCUCAUUUCGGAGGCGCAACUUGUGAUCAGAAGAGAGCUGUACUUUGCUCAACAUGGGCUCGUUGAGAAGGGCAGCACCAGCAGUCAAAGUGGCAGGAGGCGCGCCGCAGCUUCACACUUAUCUCUUGCUGACUCGAAGACUGGUCAAGUGGUUCAGGAUGUGGCUAGCAAGCACGUCACGUUUGAGCCAACGGAGCUGGAUCGCGCCGUCCAACUCGACGAGGCUACGGAGGCGCAGCUGCAACGCGAGCUUCGCCAAGCUCUCGGCGGCGCCAGCAAGUCUUCGGGCGCUGUCGCAAAAAGAGAUGACACCAGCCGCGGCGCCCAGCAGCAACAGCGUCGGGAGCGAAACGAGAUCGCUUCUUCCCCCGACAAGGCCGCUUUGGCAUCUGCUGCCCAGGCUGAGUCAACCGGCGUUCCCGUGUCCGGAACCUUUGACCUUGCUGAUGAACAGCCGGAAGAAGAUGAAGAUGAUCACUUUGAAGAUGCGGACGAUGAAGAUGUUGCAGUGAAGGAAAUAAAAUCUGCUGAUCAGAAGAAGGGUUGGCUGGGAGGAUGGUUUGGCGGACGAAAGUAAGGCAAGGCGAGCGUUCGUUGUUGCCUGCGAAAAUACCGCCCAUGCAUCGUUGAACCUCGUUCGUGCGCAAUGGGUCUCUGUGAACGUGCCUGAGAUGUCCGGGGGAAGGAGCAAUGCCAUGAGACUGUCUUGGAC
Ceraceosorus guamensis is the source of this 2831-nucleotide messenger RNA. RefSeq lists its product as hypothetical. Gene Ontology annotation, molecular function: signal recognition particle binding; 7S RNA binding; endoplasmic reticulum signal sequence receptor activity. The transcript is spliced from 2 exons. The record is from RefSeq and is a predicted model, not a curated record. Lineage: Eukaryota; Fungi; Basidiomycota; Exobasidiomycetes; Ceraceosorales; Ceraceosoraceae. Gene Ontology annotation, cellular component: signal recognition particle, endoplasmic reticulum targeting. Bases 93 to 2696 code for a protein of 867 amino acids. Gene Ontology annotation, biological process: SRP-dependent cotranslational protein targeting to membrane.